GAAUUAAAAAAUAAUAAUAAUAAUAAAGAUAUUAUGUUUUACCAAAGGGUUAAAAAAGCUCACGAAGACUGGGUAAAAACCACGGAUUAUCGAUUAUUGUAAAUCACUUUAUAAAUAACCGAUCCUCCAAGAGUACAGGCUUAAAUGUCGCCUGUAUAGAGGUGUAUUUUAUUUACCUCUCUAUAUUUUUUUUACCAGAGAAAAAUCACUCAUGGGAUUGAAAAUAUAUAUAUAUAUAAAUAAAAGCUCUAUUUGGUAUAUUCAUUGUGACGCACUUCAAUCCAUGCUUUGAUAAUAAUAUCAUAUAUAAAAUUGAAAAUAAAAAAAAAGGUCAUAAGAGAUUUUUAAUAUGUGUAUAUAACCGCAAGCUCAUUUGCGUUUUAUAUUUAUCAAAGAAUAUAUAUAAAGUUUUGAGUUAUUAAAAAAAUAUAAUAAUUUCGCACUCACGCAAAGUUGAAAGUCACUCUUUAACAGAGUUUUUCAAGUCUUUAUUUGGAGAAAAUAUAAAAAAAAAUGAAUGCCAGUGGUGAAUCAGCUGGUACAAUGACAACAGUGGUAGAUUACGAUACUGGUGGUUGUCCUUCUCCAGAGAAUGAAAAUGGUUCAACAAUGGAAGCAUGGGAAGCAGCAGCUGCCUCUUUAAUCCUCGGCUUUCUAGUACUGGCAACAGUACUUGGAAAUGUUCUUGUAAUUUUAUCAGUUUUCACCUACAGACCACUAAGAAUUGUACAAAAUUUUUUUAUUGUAUCACUUGCUGUUGCUGAUUUAGCUGUUGCAAUUCUAGUUGAACCAUUUAAUGUUGCAUAUCUUGUAUUGGGUAAAUGGAUGUUUGGUAUUCAUCUUUGUAAACUUUGGUUAACAUGUGAUGUACUAUGUUGCACAGCAAGUAUAUUAAAUUUAUGUGCAAUUGCACUUGAUCGUUACUGGGCAAUAACAGAUCCAAUAAAUUAUGCUCAAAAAAGAACACUCAAGCGUGUACUUGGUACAAUUGCUGGUGUAUGGAUAUUAUCUGGUAUUAUUAGUUCACCACCUUUAGCCGGUUGGAAUGAUUGGCCAGAAGAAAUUGAUCCUGGUACACCAUGUCAAUUAACAAGAAGACGUGGUUACGUUAUAUAUUCAUCACUUGGUUCAUUUUUUAUACCAUUAUUAUUAAUGAGUCUUGUUUAUCUUGAAAUAUUUCUUGCAACACGUAGACGUUUACGUGAACGUGCACGUCAAAGUCGUCUUGGUGCUGUGACAUCAACACGUCAUAAAAAUGAUAAUGAUGAUGCUGAAGAAUCAGUUAGCAGUGAAACAAAUCAUAAUGAACGUUCAACACCACGUAUACAUGCUAAAACAAGUCUUGUUGUUAUUGAUGAUGAUGCUGCAACUGAAGUUACAGUUAGUUGUCAUGAUACAUUAAAAAAAUCAUCAAGUCAUCCACGUAGACAUGGUGUGUCUGGUGCUGGUGGUGGUAAUGGUGCAACAACAUCAACAACUGUUUAUCAAUUUAUUGAAGAACGACAAAGAAUAUCAUUAUCUAAAGAAAGACGUGCUGCACGAACACUUGGUGUUAUCAUGGGUGUAUUUGUUGUAUGCUGGUUGCCGUUCUUUCUCAUGUAUGUUAUUGUACCAUUUUGUACAGUAUGCUGUCCAUCAGAUCAAAUGGUUUAUUUUAUAACUUGGCUGGGUUACGUUAAUUCAGCUUUGAAUCCUCUUAUUUAUACAAUAUUUAAUCUCGAUUAUAGACGUGCAUUCAGACGGCUGUUACACAUUCACUGAUUCAAUUAAAUAUUCAUUUGUAUAGCCAGGCUGAACUUUAUUUAAAACUGAUUGUUCAAUGGAUUUCUAGGCGAAAUCAAGUUGAACGACUCUUUUUUUUUUUUAUAACUCAAUAUCUAUAAUUUAAUCUUACUUUUCAUAUAUACACACUGCAAGAUUAUUGAUGGUCUUGAAUUUUUCACAAAAUUACAUGUUAUAUAUUCAAGAUAUUAUCGAAAAAUUUUAUCAUUUUAAAAUUUCAAAUUUCACACCCACACACAAAAAUCAUAUUAUCAUUAUUAUUAGAAAAUUUAUUACUUCUACUUUUUUUUAUUUUCGAUUUAUCGCUGCAUAAAAAGUCAAAAUAAUAUUUAGAAAAAAUAAAAAAACAAAAUUCUCAUAGGUGUUUCUUCAUCACUUGCUGAUCAAUAAAUAUUUUUUUAUUAUUAUUUUUUCAAUAUACUUUCAAUAUUGUUAUUUAUGUUUUUUUUUCUUUUUAUAAAUAAAAAAAAAAAAGUAAAUAUUGAUCAGUGAGUGUUGGCUGCGGGCAACACCGUUGGUAAAUUCGCUCGAAUUAUAAUUGAUCGCUGGGCCGGAACUUUAGCUUGAGUUUAUAUCGAUGAGUUUCGGGUAUGCUGUUGUUUCGAAACAAUUAUAUAUAUAUAUAUAUAUAUAAUAUAUAUAUAAAGUACAAAAUUUUAGUAGAAUACAACAAUUGGCAAAUCUAUAAAACACAAUUCAAAAGAGAUCCCUCGAGAUUUAUAUAUAUAGUUAUUAUAAAUAAAAUGUAUAGUAGUCGAAACUUAAUGUGCAGAAAAGAACCAAGUCCAUUGUUAUAUUAUCUUUGUUUUAAUAUAUAAUUAUAAAUAAAUAUUAAGUAAUGAAAAUUAAUGUGAAACUUUCAAGCGCGAAAGAAUGAAGCGCGUUUCGACUAGACGAAGUAUAAAUUAAUGAAUAUUUCAGUCAGAAGUAUUAUUUUAAAAAAUAUCUAUGCAUAUAUACGUGUUAUAAAAAAAACAGGAACAAAUUAGAAUAAUAAAUAUUAUUAUUACUAUUAUUAUUAUAAAUAAAGAAUAACAAUAUGAAGAAUUUUUUUUUCUACAAAAAGAAAAGAAACUAGAAAAAUUGACCAACAUUUGAAAUUAGUUGUAUUAUUAUUUAUUAUAGAUGAUUAUAUUGUUGAGAAUACAUAUUAAAUUCAUAAAUUAAUAUGCAGUUUAUGUCCGUGUGUGUGGAUGUGUUUAUGAGUAGUUUGUUUUUUUUUUUUUUAAAUUAAAACACAGUACUUUGGCUGGAGGGUAUUUUUAUUCUUUGAACUGUUUUAUAUAUGCUUUUUUUUAUUUUUAUUUUUAUUUCAUGUGCAAUACUAUACUGCACAGAAUUUUUUUUCACAAUACGAUCGAGAAAAAAAUGCGGAAAUUGCGCGGAAAUUGAACGACUUGAAAGUGGUGUGUGCAAUGGUUGUUGAGAAAAAAGGAUAAAGGGACUGAAGGGGACGAGUAAUGAUAAAAAAACAAUAGUAAAGAAGAAAAAAUAUAUUAUUUAUAGAAAAUGAAAAAUAGAUUUCACGCACUAUAUAAUAAAAAAAUAAUAAACAAAAAAAUCAUAAUGGAAUUUUAAAAAAUCUAUCUGAAUAAUUUGUUUUGUUUUUUAAUUUUUUUUAAAUCAUUUUAUUUAAAUUUUUUGUAUUUUAUAAAUCAAAAAAUUAACUAGUUUGGCACUCGUACACACACACCCUCACUGAUAUUAUAUACAAAUUUUCAUGAAAAAUUAUCAAAAAAAAUAAAAAGAGUUGUCCAGCUGAUGUUUGAGGCAAAUAUUUCCCGGCGUAGACUAAGUGCGUAAUUCACAUGGUCUACACAAGAUCAUAUUUGCCGCAAACUAACGACAAAUAGUUGCUCAAUAAUGGGUUUAACCGAAAAAGGUCUUUCUUAAAGUAUCAAGCAUGGACAGAAGCGAUGCAACAGAAGAGAUUUGAACUCGAUAUCAAUAUGAAACAAAAACACAGGGCUUUUGUCAGCUUUACCAUCAGCUAACUUGAUGAACCCAAAAAAUUAAUAAACUUUAUUAUUGACUUGAAAAAAAAUUCAACUCAAAAUUAAAUUAUUCAUUAUUUCACUGCAUUUACUCUUGCAUAAUUGAAAAUGAUGGAUAAAAAAAAAUACAUAUAAAUAUUAGAAAAAAUAAAUUAAAAAAAUAAAAUUAAACUAAUUGAUAUUAAUGCUGUAGAAAUUUCAUUAUCUUUAUUAUCAAUUGCAAGUAUUAAGGUUGUGAAUAUGCUAAUGCCAUAAAUAACAUUUAAAAAAAUAAAUUAAAUAAAUUAAUAUUAAAUAUUCUAAAGAAAAUUAAAAAAAAAAAAAAUGAUAAUUUAAUUAACAAUAAUAUGUUGUAAUUGAGAAAAUAAAAAAAAAAAAGAUUUAAUUAAAAAUUCCGUGUAACAUAUCGCGUUUCUUGUAAUAUGAUUAAAAAAAAAAAAAAAAAUUAUAAAUAUUCCAAGUGAAAAUUAAAAAUCAUUAUUUAAUUAUUUAAUUAACAACACUAAUUUUUUGUCAAUAAAAUUGGCAAAAUAAUUAGAAAAUAAAUAAAAUCAAUUUAAAAAAUUUACACUUACAGUUAUUUAAUUUUUUUUCUUUUUAUAUAUACUUAAUUUUAUUAUUAUGGUUGUGAUAAGGUUGUGAAAUUUAUUGUUUCCAUUAUUUUGAGUGAUAAAAUUCUCUUCUAUAAUAAUAUUAUUUAAAUGUAAAAUAAUAAUAAUAAUAAUAGUAAUAACAAAGUUUGAAUGGAAAAUUUAAUCAUGAUAGUGUCCAAAUGACAAACUUUACCACAACUUCUCUGGCAUUAGAUAAGAAAAUUCAACAAUGUCAAAGAAAUAUAUAUAGUUUUUUUCUAUUUUUUAUUUUUUAUUUUAAGUGAUCGAUUGAGUAUUGCGGUUCAAAACGAACUUGUGGUAUUCAAUCCUGCACUAGCUUAUUUUAAACUUUUAUAUUCAAGACAAGAGGAUUUACAUGCAAUUGUUUUACGUGGAUUGAAUUUUCAUAUGUACGUGUUACAAUACACAUGUACACACAUAAAACUACACACAUAACAAACUGGACAAACCAAAUUAAUUAAUUAAAAUCACCAGCAAACAAGUACAACCAUUUUUUUCUCAAUUCAACUACAUUGCCAGUCAGCCAGUAUAAAUACAACAACCGUAGUAAAAAAAAAAAAAUAAAAAUAAUUAUAAAUAGAUUACCAGGUAUUUUACAAGACUUUUUAAAAUUUUUUUUUCUUUUUUUUAUCUUUAUUUAAGACAAGGGAUUUGUUUGAUUAUUAUUAUUUUUUUUAUUCAUGUUUAAAUGGAGUUUAAGAAUUACUAAUUAGUAAAAUUUACUUGAUUAAAAAAUGGGACAAAUAAUUUAAUUUUCAAGAUAAUAAUUUAAUUAUAAAAUACUUGAAGUUAUAUAAUAUUGUUGGAAUAAAAAUGAGCAAAGAUUUAUGUGAAAAUGAUAAAUUUUUUUGCGACUAUCGAUUGGUUAUAAGCUGAUUUCUCCUUGAGUCUGAAGCUUCAGUAGAUAUUUUCUAUUGAAUACAGUGAAAAAUCCGUUGCAACCACGACAAAAGCAGUUGAAUUACAAAGUGAGCAAAGAAAAGACUAUCUCUAUAAAGAAAAGCAAAAAAAAAAUAAGCAAAAAUAUGCAUUAAAAAAAAUAUAUAUACUCCAAUAAAAUGGAAAAAAUUGUAGCGUGCAAAUGAUAUGAAAAUAUCAAAGCUCAUAUCUCAAUAAUUUAUUUCUAAAUAAAAUUCAAGAGUCACCUUCAUUUCCCAUCAACAUAACUCAUUAUUCUUCAUGCAUUAUAAUUAAAGUAUUAUUUUUCAAAUUCAAACCAUGCUAAAAUUUAAAUAAUAUAUAUAUUUUUAUUUAAUUUUUUGUAGAGCUUGCAUUUUUACUUUUUUUUUUGAUAUAGAUACACAAAAAAAUUUCAGUCAAGAUAUAAAAACGUGAGCAUGAAUAUAUAAUUUAUACGUAAAAAAAAAAGGAAAAAAUUCAAAUAGAAAAAAAUAAAUAAAUAUAAAUAAAUAUAUAACAUGAAUUUAUAUUUCUUCGGACCAUUUUUAUGUCAAAGAAAAUGACUGAUGAUAUUGAAAUGCAAGUUGUGUUUGUGUUUUUUUUUCUUUCGUUUUGACUCACAUGUUUCUAAGUGAUCAAUAAUGUUUUGUUAUAAAUUAUAACAUAUAUAUGUAUAGAAAAAAAAAUACUAGACUCGUGGAGAAACGUGGUCAACCCCUCCGGCGAUUAAUUUAAUAGAUAAACACACAUUUGUUAUUCAUAUUGAGUAUUGAAAAUAAAAAAUACAAAAAAGUAUACAUGUAAAUUUAUUAUUAGUGUCCAUGUGAGUCAGCAAAAUAAAAAUUUUUGCAAUAUAUAAGAAAAUAUAUAUUUCAAAUAUUAUGUAUACUAUUAACAUCAAUCAGUUAACAUAAAAAUAAAAAAAAAGUAAUAUUAUAAUAAUAAUAAAAAAAAAUAAUACUACAGUCGACACGGUUGAUCCCUCUUUGGAACAAAAAGAAAAGUAAAGUUAAAAAAAGUAUAAUAUAAUAAAAUAUAGUACGUGGUGUAAAAAAUUCAAAAGCAAGUAGAAAAAAAAAAAAAAAUAAAAAAGUAUGAUAGAGUAUGAUGUAAUGACUGGUAAAAUCAUACGCCCAAGGAUGAAAAAAAAUAUAAAAAAUAAAAAAAAAAAUUUCAAAAGAAGAUAAAAAAAAUAAAAGUAAAAGCAAGUUUUAUUCAAAAAAAUUAUUUUGAAAUUUUGUUAUAAUGGGUGUGAAUAAUAUUUAUCAUCUGAUUAAUUUCAACUAAUGAACUCUGAACAACAAAUUCAAUGGCUUAUAUAUUUAAACUUGAAAAUAAAAAAUAUAAACUUUUUAUCAAAGAGUUUUUCAUUGAGCCAGUUUAUAGGUAUAAAUCUAUAGAGUAUAUAUAUAUGCAGUAGGGUGGGUGGGGGUGUAGUUGUAGAGGGUGGAGAUUCACUCUCGAGAUACCGAACCGGAAAGUAAUUAAGCCAUAUUGAAAUAAAUGCCGAGAGGCAUCAGCCGACAAAAUAAAACCGAUCAAAUAAUAUUAUAAUAAAUUAAUAAUAAUAUCGUUAUAUUAUUAUUAUUAUUUAAUUUAU
This is a messenger RNA of Aphidius gifuensis, 6890 nucleotides long. RefSeq names its product tyramine receptor 1-like. Gene Ontology annotation, biological process: adenylate cyclase-activating adrenergic receptor signaling pathway. Gene Ontology annotation, cellular component: membrane. The transcript has 4 exons. Lineage: Eukaryota; Metazoa; Arthropoda; Insecta; Hymenoptera; Braconidae. The coding region runs from base 514 to 1761 and encodes 415 amino acids. The record is from RefSeq and is a predicted model, not a curated record. Gene Ontology annotation, molecular function: octopamine receptor activity.